Molecule: messenger RNA, 963 nt
Organism: Colletotrichum abscissum
Lineage: Eukaryota; Fungi; Ascomycota; Sordariomycetes; Glomerellales; Glomerellaceae
Exons: 2
Coding region: 1-963 (320 amino acids)
Source: RefSeq, a predicted model, not a curated record
AUGAUGAACGACCGCCCUCCCCCGCCGGACGAACCGGACCCGAUCGUCCCCCGCGACCUCAAAGCAAAACGCACCGUGCCGUCACCCCGCAAAGCGGCCACCAUCCGGAGCGCAAAGGGAUCCAUCUUUGGCAAAGCAUCGAUACCCAGCGUCUACUGGGCCGGCGACGAUCCGACGCCCAUGAACAAUGAAGAAUUCACGUUCUACCGCGAGGACACGCCGCCGCUACCUGAUGGCACCGGCGGUGACAAGGCUGCUCGGACGCGGGGGUAUCGGCAAAGCGUGUUCGAUCACGACGAGGAGGAUAGCGAUCGCAAGAGGAAGCGCAAGUGCUGCGGUAUGACGAUGUGGGUGUUUUGGUUGCUCGUUGCUCUGAUUGUUGCGGUUGUUCUCGGAGUUGGUAUUGGUGUUGGUGUCGGCAUUGGCGCGAAUCAAAAGUCGGACCAGAGCGCCGCGACGACGAGGUAUGUGCUUCAUCUUCUCUUGAACUUUGACAUGCGCGUGGACCUGUCGAUUAACAAAGCUCUCCUCAAGCUCAACUUCAACGCCCACGCCAACUACUGGUGCAAGCUCGACAUCAACAACAAUGAUCGUGCCCACAAUGUCCAGCUCCUCCAUGCCACGGAGCGGCAGCGACGCAACUGCGACCGAGACAGCAUCAACAUCGAUUCCAACCUCGACGCGGACAACACGGUCUACAACGUCAUCGGCUCCGACAAGCGCUUCCUCCGGGUCUGCGGGGUCGACUACAGCGGCGACGACGGCGCCAUCGACAUGUCCAACACGCAGGCGAGCACCAUGGGCGACUGCAUGGAGAUCUGCGCAAAGUCGGCUCAGUGUACCGGCGUAUCGUGGGGCAACGUGAUGAUCAACGGCGCCGCGGAGCUGCGGUGCUGGCUGAAGCGGGACUUGAAAAAGUCGCAUGCAGCGGUAGAGAAUUGGAAUUUUGCCGUCCUGUUAUGA